This is a messenger RNA of Tribolium castaneum (red flour beetle), 5007 nucleotides long. Its product is annotated as metabotropic glutamate receptor 2. The record is from RefSeq and is a predicted model, not a curated record. The transcript is spliced from 20 exons. Lineage: Eukaryota; Metazoa; Arthropoda; Insecta; Coleoptera; Tenebrionidae. Gene Ontology annotation, cellular component: plasma membrane. Gene Ontology annotation, biological process: G protein-coupled receptor signaling pathway. The coding region runs from base 255 to 4088 and encodes 1277 amino acids. Gene Ontology annotation, molecular function: adenylate cyclase inhibiting G protein-coupled glutamate receptor activity.
CGACGCUCCAGUGUGCGUGUCCGUGUUACAGCUUGCACAAGUUCAAGCUUCGGGUUAUCGUUUCGCGAAACUUUUCCGAUUGCAAAAACUUUAAUAAUUGAGUGAAAGUGAUUCGAAUGUGGUGAAGUGUCACGAUGAAUUAUUAAGUGGAAUUAUUGGAGUGGCCGUUAGGAUUCAAGUGAAGUACUCUCAAGAUCAUGAGUUUAAGGAGACUCCUGGAGGAAAUUGCGCUUCGAACUUAACCAACUCUUAAGAUGUUAUCACUCCUUUUAGUGACCUUGGCGAUCGCUUCCUUGGCGACGAAUCUCGAUAUGAAAGCAAACUUUGUUAAUUACACAAUACCGGAAACAGAAAAGAUAAUAGGCUUGAGUGGUGUCACAUCUAUUCAAGGCGAAACCAACCUUGGAAGCAAAUCAAUCGAAAGAGAUAAAGGAGACUCAGAAUGUGGAGGUCAGCAGCUUUGCGAUAGUAAUCUAUUAAAUAUAUCAAGCGUUGCCAACACGUCCGAAAAAUUAUUUAUCGAAACGCAAAUUCCACCAAACUAUCACAGAAAGUUCAAUUUUUCUGAAAAGACCGGAGAUAAUUUGGUUACGUCAUCUGGUAAUUUGGUAAAAGAGAACAGUAAAAAAAUUAACUUGGAUGAAGGAAAAGUGGGCGAGAGAUCAACCGAAGAACCUCCUCAAACAAAUCAACAUAAAUCCUUUUAUUCGGACGAUUUUUCGGAACGAAAAGCUCCAGCUGAAAGGAAUACGAUCGUUUCAGGAAAAAAUCAACGACAAAGCCGGACGACAAAACUUUUAUCGCAAAAUCAAUCAAUUACUACUGAAGGGUCCACAGUUGAUACGAUAAAAGCAUCUUCUCAGGCGCUUAGCACAACGACUCACAAAUACACUACUUCACCUCUGCGGUCUGACGACCCUUUUGAAAGCAUUGUACUUUCACGGAAAAAUCCAAGCAAUACUACAAGCGACUUUUCCGACAGUUCUUUACGACCAACGUGGGACACAGUUCCACCACCCAAACCGGUUGCUGUCUCUAAUUCACUCGGAAAAACUCGGAAUUUCAUCAAAGUUUCGACAAUUACUUCGCAUUCAACGGAAAGUGUUACUCAAGCUACAAUAAAAGAAGCGAAAACCUUCGGUGUGUUAAAAUACGCCAACGGAUCUCGUCGUAACUCCAUGACAGACUUGAAACAGCAUUUUUUAAGCACCGAAGCCAAUCUCGUUGAUCUCAUAACCGGCGAGAUAAAAUCAGUGUUCGAUAAUUUAACUUCAAGUGAUAGUGUUAGUAAAGUGAUCCAACAGGAAAUUCCGUGGCCUGUGAAGAAGGAGGCGGUUGUUGAGGGUGAUUUGGUGUUGGGUGGGUUAAUGAUGGUGCAUGAGAGGGAGGACACCAUCACGUGCGGACCCGUGAUGCCACAGGGUGGUAUACAAGCCCUGGAAGCGAUGCUUUACACCCUUGAUAGGUUGAAUUUUGGAUCCGAGGCGAUUCUGCCUAAUAUUACGUUGGGAGCGCAUAUUUUGGAUGACUGCGAUAAAGACACGUAUGGCUUGGAAAUGGCUGUGGACUUUAUAAAAGGUUCGAUCAGUAACAUCGAUGGGGCGGAGUAUCAUUGCAACAAAACCCAAGUUCGAAAGGUGAUAUCAGGAGUUGUUGGGGCGGCUUCCAGUGUGACAUCUAUACAAGUAGCAAAUCUCCUAAGACUUUUUAAAAUACCCCAGGUGUCCUUUUUCUCAACAAGUCCAGAACUUAGUAACAAGCAAAGAUUCGAGUUUUUUACUCGAACUAUUCCAUCUGACCAUUACCAAGUGAAGGCAAUGGUCAAUAUUGUUAUCUUGAUGGGAUGGAGCUACAUAUCUAUAAUUUACGAAGAAUCUAAUUACGGAAUUAAGGCAUUCGAAGAGCUGGAAGACCUCUUAGCCGAACACAAUAUAUGCAUAGCUGUAAAGGAAAAGCUUGUUAAAGAUUCAGGAGUGGCGGAUGAGUCGGCAUACGACAACAUCGUGCAAAAACUUUUAACGAAGCCAAGAGCUAGAGGAUGUAUUAUUUUCGGUUCUGACCAAGAAGUGGCUGGUGUAAUGCGUGCCGUCCGUCGUAGUAACGCAACUGGGAGCUUUUCCUGGAUAGGAUCAGAUGGAUGGAGCGCUCGUUCAUUGGUCUCCGAUGGUAACGAAGCCGAAGUGGAAGGCACUUUAUCUGUGCAGCCACAAGCAAAUCCCGUGCGUGGAUUCGAAGAAUAUUUCUUAUCUUUAAACGUUGAGAAUAAUUCAAGAAAUCCUUGGUUCGUAGAAUUCUGGGAGCACCACUUCCAGUGCCGCUACCCCAACAGCUCAAAAACCCCCUAUAAUCAAAAACACAGCCACCUCUGUACAGGAAAAGAAAAACUAACUCGUCAAAACACAGUCUUUGAAGACCAAUUACAGUUCGUAUCAGACGCUGUAAUGGCAUUUGCCUACGCAAUACGGGAUAUGCACAGAGAUCUCUGCCAUGGAAGACCGGGGCUCUGUGAUGCCAUGAAACCAACAAAGGGAACAGAACUCUUGAAGUAUCUCAGAAAAGUUGAUUUUGAAGGUUUGAGCGGUGACAGGUUCCAUUUUGACAGCAAUGGAGAUGGUCCCGCACGCUACAACAUCAUCCACUUCAAGCAAGUAUCCAAAGGGAAAUAUCAGUGGGUGAGAGUUGGGGAAUAUGUUGAAGGAGAACUAAGACUGAACAUGUCAGAGAUACAAUUCAAACUUGGUCAUCCCAAACCUCCAGAGUCCGUGUGUAGUUUUCCAUGUGAUUUGGGUCAAGCUAAGAAAUACGUCGAGGGUGAAAGCUGCUGUUGGCACUGUUUCAAUUGCACACAAUAUCAGAUUCUUCACCCAAAAGAUCCAACUCAGUGCAUCGCAUGUCCCCAAGGAACGGUCCCUGAUCCACAUCAUGUCCGUUGCGAGGAUAUUCCUGAAGAGUAUCUGCGACCAGACAGCGGUUGGGCAAUCGGUGCAAUGGCAUUCAGUUCCACAGGAAUUCUUAUUACUAUGUUCGUUUGUGGGGUUUUUAUCCGACACAAUGAUACUCCAGUUGUGAGAGCAUCAGGAAGGGAAUUAAGCUACGUUUUAUUGGCAGGAAUUCUUAUGUGCUACAGUGUAACUUAUGCUUUAGUUUUACGACCAAACGACGUUGUCUGUGGAAUUCAGAGAUUUGGUGCUGGCUUUUGUUUUACUGUAGUUUAUGCUGCACUUUUGACAAAAACCAACCGCAUUUCUCGUAUUUUCAAUGCCGGAAAGCACUCGGCAAAAAGGCCAAGCUUUAUUUCACCCAGAUCCCAACUGAUCAUCUGUUCCGGACUGGUUGGAGUCCAGGUUCUCAUAAAUGGAGUGUGGAUGGUGAUUUCGCCGGCUAAAGCCAUACAUCACUACCCUACGAGAGAGGAUAACCUUUUGGUGUGCUCCUCUUACAUUGACGCCUCGUAUAUGAUUGCGUUCACUUACCCGAUCUUCCUCAUCGUCAUCUGCACCGUUUAUGCAGUGCUGACGAGAAAAAUUCCAGAAGCGUUCAACGAGUCCAAACACAUAGGUUUUACAAUGUAUACAACUUGUGUCAUCUGGCUGGCUUUCGUACCUCUGUACUUUGGAACAGCCAAUCACGUAGCUCUUAGAAUAACAAGCAUGUCGGUUACUAUAAGCUUGUCUGCAAGUGUUACUGUGGCUUGUUUAUUUUCACCAAAGCUUUAUAUUAUUUUGAUAAGACCAGAACGUAACGUCCGCCAAAGUAUGAUGCCAAUGCGUUACAGUGCUAUCAAUAAAAGUUCAGCUACAACUGGUUCUGGUAGUAUGAUGGCUGCAGUCAUGGUAACGGCAGCUACUUGUGAUCAAAAGCAACAAAUCCAAAAACAUGUACCUCCAGUAGAACAAGAUGAAGAUUUAAGUGAGUCGAAAGCGAAGCCCGAAACAAAAGAUACCAGCACACAGACAUCGCCUGCUAUAAGCAACAAUAUGCUCAACAGCUCUCAAGAGCACCUUCCGAAAAUUAACAACAACUGUAACGUCGGAAACGGCCCAAUAGGAAUUCUUCCUUGCGUACAAACUAAAGAUUUUCCUUUAUAGCAACAGCAAGCAGUCCUAAGGACGUCUAGUCUUAAAUGUCGGAGAAAUCCCGUUCAAGUCUAAUAAAAUAUGUACUACUCAUAUACUUAAAGAUUUAUACGAUAUACUACUAAUUUUAUACGAAACCUGUACUUGCGUAAAUUGUAUGUAUUAAGUAUUUAUUAACGGUAAAUGUUUGACAUUGAUUCUGGUAGCUGACUGGUGUAAGCCAAGCUUUAACUUAAUGAUACAAUUAAAUAAUUGUUGAUUAUUUAGAGUGUUAAUACAGGGUAACCCGGAUAUUAUUAUUAUUACUGUAGUGUGUAAUUCUAUACUGUAUAAAGUCUUCAGGUGGGCAAGACCACGUUGUAUUUUUAUCGGUGCUGUGAAUAAGAGAUUUGUACAAUUUCUUGAAUUAAUAUUAAGUGUCUGCGACUGUGCUCACGACACUCACUUCACUUAAUAUUAAUCUAAUGUACUAUAUUUAAUGUAAUGAUAUUACUGAACGCUUCUUACUGUAAGGACGUUUACUGAACGCGUUUAUAAUUAAAUCGCACAAAAUUAGAUUAAUCCGUUCAGUUUUUUAAACUUAAAUAUAAAUAAUUUGGUGUGUCAACAGUCGCCAUUACUGAGCCCAGUGUCGCCUGCUGUUACACUUAAUUUUCUACUAUUUAACUAAUAAAAACCUGUCAUGAUAAUAAUUACAUCUAAUAGUAAUUAUUGUCAUGUGUUGUACUUUUUUCGCAAAGUGCAAUAUUCGUUGUUUAAUGAAAUAAAGAAUUGCAAACAUGACGUACCUGUAAGCAUGUUUAAUGUUUUCAAAUAUAAUGUACCAUGUAUCGACCAUGGAGUUAUACUCGUAAUAAUGUGUAACAGAGUGUACCUACAGUUAUGUUUUUAAAUGUAUAAUAUAAUAUUGAAUAAAUUGUUCGGGAACAAA